AUGAACUACGACAGGUCAGAACACGAGAUGGUCACCAAGACGGGGGACUCCACGGGCCGCCUCAUGAUGUACGAUCCACGAACAUCGGACGCCAGUGUGCUCCAACCAAGGAUGACAUACCCGAACGGUGUCGCGCUCAGCGUUGACCGCACGCACCUCGUGGUCGCAUCUACUGGCCCGUGUAAGCUGCUGAGGCACUGGAUCAAAGGGGUCGACGCGGGCAAGUCCGAGCCUUUUGCCGACCUGCCGGGUUACCCAGAUAACGUGAGGCCUGACAGGAAAGGUGGCUACUGGGUGGCAUUGCAUCGUGAGAGAAAUGAGUUGCCCUUUGGUCGUGAUAGCCAUCUUCUUGCUGUGAGGGUCGCUGCUGAUGGGAAGAUAGUCGAGGAGAUGAGAGGACCAAAGAAAGUUAGGCCAACCGCGAUCAUGGAAAGAGAUGACGGCAAACUCUACUUGGGCUCGGUGGAGCUUCCUUAUGUCGGUGUAGUAAAAAGGAAGUAG
Aegilops tauschii subsp. strangulata is the source of this 501-nucleotide messenger RNA. RefSeq names its product protein STRICTOSIDINE SYNTHASE-LIKE 10-like. Gene Ontology annotation, molecular function: hydrolase activity. Gene Ontology annotation, cellular component: endomembrane system. The record is from RefSeq and is a predicted model, not a curated record. NCBI's taxonomy places the organism in Eukaryota, Viridiplantae, Streptophyta, Magnoliopsida, Poales, Poaceae.